Molecule: messenger RNA, 2140 nt
Organism: Dissoconium aciculare CBS 342.82
Lineage: Eukaryota; Fungi; Ascomycota; Dothideomycetes; Mycosphaerellales; Dissoconiaceae
Product: dihydroxy-acid dehydratase
Exons: 2
Coding region: 42-1862 (606 amino acids)
Biological process (GO): branched-chain amino acid biosynthetic process
Cellular component (GO): mitochondrion
Molecular function (GO): dihydroxy-acid dehydratase activity
Source: RefSeq, a predicted model, not a curated record
GCUUCGAAUAUCCAUUGCUGCUGCACACAUCACACACGACAAUGAUGUUCACCCUUCGUUCAGCAGCCGCAAAUGCGGCGCGUCCUUCGUGGUGUUCGCGCGCCCAAUGGCACUCUUCAAGAGCUUUUUCCUUGUCGGCGCAACAACGACAGGCGUCACACACCGAUGCCGAAGGCCUGAACCAUGUUUCCAAACACAUCACUCAACCCAAGUCGCAGGGUGCUUCUCAGGCCAUGCUUUACGCCACCGGAAUGACAGAGGCCGACAUGAACAAGGCCCAGGUCGGAGUCUCCUCGGUGUGGUACAGCGGCAACCCAUGCAACCAGCAUCUCCUUCAGCUCAACCACAAGAUCACCGAGUCUGUGAACCAGGCCGGUUUGAAGGGUAUGCAGUUCAACACUAUCGGUGUGAGCGACGGUAUCAGCAUGGGAACAAAAGGCAUGCGCUAUUCGUUACAAAGCCGAGAUUUGAUUGCCGACUCCAUUGAGACCGUCAUGGGAGGUCAGUGGUACGACGCCAAUGUCAGCAUUCCAGGAUGUGACAAGAACAUGCCCGGUGUCAUCAUGGCCAUGGGUCGCGUGAACCGUCCCAGUUUGAUGGUGUACGGAGGUACCAUUUCACCGGGUUGUGGUAAAGAGCCGCGGAACAACAAAUUGGAUAUCGUCUCCGCCUUUCAAGCGUAUGGUCAAUUCUUGACUGGUGAAAUCUCCGAAGACGAGCGUUUCGAUAUCAUCCGUCACGCGUGCCCUGGUAGCGGAGCAUGCGGUGGCAUGUACACGGCAAACACACUCGCCUCUGUCAUUGAAGUAAUGGGCAUGUCAUUGCCCGGCUCUUCAUCGAACCCGGCGACGAGCAAGGCGAAACAGUUGGAGUGUAUGGCUGUUGGACCGGCGGUCCGCAAUCUCUUGAAGGAGGACAUCCGUCCUUCAGACAUUCUGACCCGGAAGGCUUUUGAGAACGCCAUGAUCCUUGUCAACAUCACUGGUGGUUCGACCAACGCCGUUCUGCACUUGAUUGCAAUCGCUCACAGUGUUGGCAUCGAGCUCACGUUGGACGAUUUCCAGGCUGUGACCGACCGUACCCCCUUCCUGGCUGACCUGAAGCCUUCUGGCAAAUACGUAUUCGAGGAUCUGUACAACAUUGGAGGCACACCUAGCUUGAUCAAAUUCCUCCUCAAGGAGGGCAUUCUGGACGGCUCCACUUUGACUGUCACUGGCCGCACUCUCAAGCAGAACGUUGAGAACUGCCCCGACUUCCCUGCAGAUCAAGACAUCAUUCGACCGAUUUCUAACCCCAUCAAAUCCACUGGCCACAUCCAGAUCCUCCGUGGAUCCCUCGCCCCAGGUGGCAGUGUUGGAAAGAUCACUGGCAAGGAAGGAACUGUUUUCACCGGCAAGGCUCGUUGCUUUGACGCUGAGGACGAUUUUAUUGCCGCACUCGAGCGCAACGAGAUCCCCAAGGGCGAGAAGACCGUUGUCAUCAUCCGUUACGAAGGACCUAAAGGUGGACCGGGUAUGCCUGAGAUGUUGAAGCCUUCGUCUGCCAUCAUGGGAGCCGGUCUUGGCAACGAUGUCGCCUUGCUCACCGAUGGACGAUUCUCUGGCGGCAGCCACGGUUUCCUCAUCGGUCACAUCACGCCCGAGGCUCAAGAGGGAGGUCCCAUCGGCCUUGUUCGCGACGGCGACACCAUCACAAUUGACGCUGAGAAGCGCGUCAUUGACAUCGUUGACUCAACACCCGAAGAGCUCGAGAAGCGCAAGAAGGAAUUCGUUGCACCGCCAUUGAAGUACACCAAGGGCACGCUUUACAAGUACGCAAAGGUUGUCCAGGAUGCUAGCCACGGCUGCAUCACUGACGCAUAGACGACGUCAGUCGAAUGGAGGAUCAUCUAGAGAACACGGCGCAUUGGGAUACAUUCUGCCGACUCUCUCGUCUUUGUGUCAUUGUUUGUAACUUUAUCAGAAAGGCUUGAUAACCUGGUGGCUUGGACUUUUUUUCAUGUACAUGUAUCAACCUUUCGAGGGAUCCUCGGGUCGAUAGCGGGCAGAGCUGUAUUCUUUCUGAUCGAAAUUGUAUUGACACAUCUGACUAUUCAAGCGAGCACUGAAUCGAAGGAUCCAAAAUAAAUGUCGCGUCGACU